AUAAUUGUGAUUAAUGAUUGUAGACUGUAGUUGUUUGUUAUAAUUUGUGGGUCAAGUAUAACAAUGCCUAAAAGAAAAUUAUCUGUCGCUAUAAAGGAAGAAGCACAACAAGUCUCCUGGGUAGGGGGUGCGCCAGAAAAAUAUUUAGAGGAAAAAUAUCUUUUUCCAACACAGCUGAGACUUAAUAUUAAAUUUUCUAUCCACCGUCCAAAAGUCUCAGACUUUCAUAGUAUUGAAGGGUUUUUACAACGACUGUUCUUAAACGCCCCAGUAAAUCUAUCUGAUAUGUCUUCAGUAUUAAUUGAUCAAUCCAACAUUGGCACAGUGAUUAAGCAAGCUUUUGAUCCAGACAGCAUGGAAUAUAUAAAUUAUUGUGAUGAUUUUCGCAACCAAGCAUUUGGAAUAUCUUCAAUUAUCAAUAUUACACAGAAGAGAAAUAAAUGUACAGAAAAUAUACACGAUUUAAUGUUGGACCUGAGUAGAAUACAUGGUGAUAAUGACACAGUGCAAUUUGUAAGCAAACUGUUGAGUGAUGAUAAAAAUCAAGUUGGAUUUUUGAUAAAUGAAAGAUACUUAAACAUACCUCCAUCUAUUUCCGGGCCAUUAUUUCGGAUCAUUUGCGAGGAAUUGUCCAAUAUAAAAACUGAGAACCCAUUAUAUAAUUUUGCUUAUAUUUUUAUGAUGUGCAAACUGUACAAAGUGAUCAAAGAUGAGAAGGGAAACAGAUAUGUUGAAGGCCCGCAAAUAUUAUGGAGAAAUGCAGAAGAUCAGUUCUUUGACGUAGUAGCAGAUUACAAGUUUGAAUAUUGUGUAGAAGAUGGGAAUUUUACUGACUCAGCAGGAAAGUGGGUAGAAUUAAUAAAUUCCAGAAUGAUUCCUUUUAGACGUGUCCUGAUUUUCUCAAUGAACAAAUUCUAUUUGGUAACUAAGAAACUGGAAUCUUUGUUGGCGCCUAAAGUUAUUAAAUAUCACAAUACACACAGGCCUGAUUAGUGAUCAGCUUGUUUAUCUGCACGAAUCAUUUUCUAUUUUUUUAUUUUUAUUUUUAUAUAUUUCAACGCCUGACGGCAAUUAACAGAGAUAAAUACAUAAAUAUUGGUAGGUAUAAGUUAACAUUAGUGUAUAUAAAACACAUUAUAAGUAUAA
Molecule: messenger RNA, 1146 nt
Organism: Acyrthosiphon pisum (pea aphid)
Lineage: Eukaryota; Metazoa; Arthropoda; Insecta; Hemiptera; Aphididae
Product: protein BCCIP homolog
Exons: 6
Coding region: 64-993 (309 amino acids)
Cellular component (GO): nucleus
Source: RefSeq, a predicted model, not a curated record